UAUCUAUCCGUCUUAUCUUAAACCUUCAAUGAAAGAAUGUUAUUUUUAUCAACAUUUUGAAUCGGCUAUCCAGUUUGUAUUUGAUCAGUUUGAUGAAUGUAAACCUUUGACUGUUUCAGAAACUUGGUCAAGGAUCUCCAAGAAUACAUCAGUUGCUAAUAUUAGAAAAAGAAAAGCUGUUAAUGAUUAUGUUACUUUCACAAUUGGAUGGGAUUCAUAUAGAAGUAAUUGGGCACAUGAACGUGUAUUAAAGGAAUUAGGAAAGAAAAUGAAGAUGAGCUAUUAUGAUAGACUUGAAUUUAAUUAUUGCGUUGAAAGUACUAAUCGCACAAAAGUCCUUUUCCCAGAUGGUUCAAUUUUAUAA
This is a messenger RNA of Dentiscutata heterogama, 364 nucleotides long. The record is from the annotation of a GenBank genome assembly. Lineage: Eukaryota; Fungi; Glomeromycota; Glomeromycetes; Diversisporales; Gigasporaceae.